Molecule: messenger RNA, 729 nt
Organism: Caenorhabditis bovis
Lineage: Eukaryota; Metazoa; Nematoda; Chromadorea; Rhabditida; Rhabditidae
Source: the annotation of a GenBank genome assembly
AUGCCCAACGCCUAUUCGAUUCUUGUCUUAUUUCUGCUCUCCGGUGCCUCACAUCAAUGCUCCGGCGGAUCCGGCGGCUGCUGUAUGCGGCAACCGCCGGCGGUGAGUUGCGGCAGUGGAUGUCAGCAAGGAUAUAGCUGCGGACAAUAUGGAUGUGCGAAGAGAAAAGCGUUCGCCGGACUAACACAGCGAAUUGAUGGUGUUCUCGUGGAGAAUGAGAGCGAAGAAGAAGCUCUGCUCGCUGAUGCCAGCCUCUCACUUGUUCCAGAACCCGCACACCCAAAUAUCACGAUUGAAAGGCUAAUGAACCCAAAUUUCAUUUUCCAUUCGUGUUGUGAAGCUCGCGGCCUUCCAGAUUCAUGCCUUCGCCACUGCCAUUUCAAUACUUACACGUCAGAAAUUCUUGAAUCAAUGUUCCACAAGAUCGAUGGAUGUCCGAUUGAAGCGAUCAAUGAAAUUCAUUAUUGCGCUGCUCAAGGAAUUGAUCACAGUCCGUGUUGUGCUUCAACUGGGGUCGCAGAUACUCCGGCCGGCGACAAAUGUCUUGCAUUCUGCGAUCAGCGGCCGAAUCGAUUUACUCUAGUCGACACCACUUUUCUUCCGUGCCUCGAUGUCUUCGAAAAUAUAAAAAAAUGCUUCUUCUUCGAAAUCAAAAAACGAGCAGAAAAGAAAUUCAAACCAAACGGAAUCGCUUCGAAAAUCAAUGAUGCAAAUUCGAAAGGCUUCUAA